AUUGGCUGGCUGCUCUAAUUUAACAUUAGUUUCAAGAGUCACUUUAAAAGCCUCUGUUGUUUACCUUAGCUUAGCUUAGCUUUUCGGGUUAGCUUAGCUGGUAGCAGCAGCAGCUGUUUAUAUACUGUUGAACACAGAGGAACUACAGACUGUGAAUAUACAGAUACAGAGAUAUACAGAUACAGAUACAGCCGGAGGGCCAGCAUGGAGGACAGGUACAUCAAACCAGGUAACCAGGAGAGGGGCUGGAACGACCCCCCCCAGUUCUCCUACGGCCUCCAGAAGGCCCGCGGGCCUCAGAGGAGCCUCCUGACCCGGAGAGCAGGCGCUGUGGCCCCGCCCCCUCCCUCCACCAACCCUCUGGCUCCACCUCCAGGCGAUGUGGCUCCGCCUCCAGGCAAUGUGGCCCCGCCUCCUCCCUCCACCGACCCUCUGGCUCCGCCUCCAGGUGCUGUGGCCCCGCCCCCUCUGCACCCAGCCCGCCCUCCUGCCAGCUGUGUGGCCACGCCCCCUCCCCCUCUGGGACCAAUGAGAGGCCAGAGAGAGGCGGACAGCAGCCAAUCAGAGAGUGAGCCUGAUGCAGAGCGAGUGAUGUCCGUCCUGAACCGAGCGCUGAGCGCCUGCCGACACAACGCCAGCGAUCAGGUGUGCAGUGACGUGGCGAAGAGGCUCCGCCUCCUGGAGGUCAGCUGGAGGGGGGGGCGGCUCAGCCUCCCAGUGAGGAGACGCAUGGAGAGCCUGACUCUGGAUCUGCAGAUGGGUCAGUGGGAUUCUGCUGAUGAGCGUCACCUGUCUCUGAUGGUGGAUCAUGUGACUGAGGUCAGCCAAUGGAUCGUCGGCGUCAAGCGCCUCAUCGCUGAGACCCGGAAACUGAGUCCAGAACUCCUGGAGAACCUCAAAGAACCCCUGAAGAACCUCAAAGAACCCCUGAAGAACCUCAAAGAACCCCUGGAGAACAUCAAAGAAUCCCUGGAGAACCUCAAAGAACCCCUGAAGAACCUCAAAGAACCCCUGGAGAACAUCAAAGAAUCCCUGGAGAACCCCAAAGUACCCCUGGAGAACCUCAAAGAAUCCCUGGAGAACCCCAAUGAACCAAAACCAGUACAGAACCCUUCAGAACCAGAAUCCUGAUCUUGAUCCUGGACCUGAUCCUCAGCAGUAACUGUUUUCUGAUCCUGUUCUCCUCUGGUCUCUGUGAUAAACCUGGUUCUGGUCUCUGUGAUAAACCUGGUUCUGGUCUCUGUGAUAAACCUGGUUCUGGUCUCUGUGAUAAACCAGGUUCUGGUCUCUGUGAUAAACCUGGUUCUGGUCUCUCUGAUAAACCAGGUUCUGGUCUCUGUGAUAAACCUGGUUCUGGUCUCUCUAAUAAACCUGGUUCUGGUCUCUGUGAUAAACCUGGUUCUGGUCUCUCUAAUAAACCUGGUUCUGGUCUCUCUAAUAAACCAGGUUCUGCU
This is a messenger RNA of Trematomus bernacchii (emerald rockcod), 1454 nucleotides long. RefSeq names its product steroid receptor RNA activator 1 (gene sra1). The coding region runs from base 205 to 1131 and encodes 308 amino acids. Gene Ontology annotation, biological process: regulation of transcription by RNA polymerase II. The transcript has 6 exons. Gene Ontology annotation, cellular component: nucleus. The record is from RefSeq and is a predicted model, not a curated record. NCBI's taxonomy places the organism in Eukaryota, Metazoa, Chordata, Actinopteri, Perciformes, Nototheniidae.